Molecule: messenger RNA, 1027 nt
Organism: Argentina anserina (silverweed cinquefoil)
Lineage: Eukaryota; Viridiplantae; Streptophyta; Magnoliopsida; Rosales; Rosaceae
Product: transcription factor bHLH162-like
Exons: 3
Coding region: 151-858 (235 amino acids)
Biological process (GO): regulation of transcription by RNA polymerase II
Cellular component (GO): RNA polymerase II transcription regulator complex
Molecular function (GO): DNA-binding transcription factor activity, RNA polymerase II-specific; RNA polymerase II transcription regulatory region sequence-specific DNA binding; protein dimerization activity
Source: RefSeq, a predicted model, not a curated record
UCUUCCUUUACCUCCGCACCUUUUCAAAAGGACAUCUAUGCAUAUAGAUCGAACGACUCACAACUGAGUACAAGUCCAGCCGAUUACACAGACAGCUACAGCAUACUCUGAAACCCUGCAGCUAGCUUUUGAAUCGAGCUCUCUUUGUUCAUGGGAAUUUCGGUGCUUAAUUCGCAGCCCGACUCCAAACAAGUAAUGGAUAAUACUCAAGCAACUACAUCUGCAGGAACCAAAAUCGAAAGGAGGGUUAUUGAGAAGAACAGGAGAAACUACAUGAAAAACCUCUACUCCCAACUCAACUCUCUCCUCCCAAACCAGAAUACCAACAAGGAACCACCGAGUCUUCCUGAACAAAUAGAUGAAGCCAUUAACUACAUCAAAACCAUGGAGUCAAAUCUGCAGAAAUACAAGCAGAAAAGGGACAAGCUAAAGUUUGAUAGGAAAAGAUCGUAUGAAUUAUGCAGCAGCAGCAGCAGCUGCACCACCUUUGAGACCGGAUCAGGUGCUCCUGCAAAAUCGCCGCAAAUUCAAAUUCAUUGGAAUGGUUCCACCCUAGAGCUUGUUUUGACUACUGGACUACAUAAUCAGUUCAUCUUCUACGAUAUAAUUCGCAUGCUUGAUCAAGAACAAGCAGAUGUUGUACAUGCUAGCUUUUCGGCUUCCGGAGACUCUAUACUUCACUUAGUACGUGCAGAGAUGGGCAACUUGAUGUUAGAUUUUGGGGCUGCAAGAAUAACUGACAAGCUGAACAGAAUUGUCUAUGGAUCCACAAGCGAUGAAGAACGACAGCAUGAUGAACAAGAUUACUUAUGGGACUUUCAAAUCCAACCUCAGUUGUGGGAUUUUUUAUCUGAGUAAGACAGCGUACUAUUGAUCGAUCGAUAUCAAUCAUAUCACACUAGUGAUCAGUAAUUCACUUUGGGUGUCCAAAAAUUAGAAAUUAACUAUAUUGGGCAGUUAUAACCUAUGUGAGGAUCAAGCUUUAAAUUUAAUUUUAUGUGUUCUCAAAGGAGCGUUCUCAAAUAUC